Molecule: messenger RNA, 2787 nt
Organism: Closterium sp. Yama58-4
Lineage: Eukaryota; Viridiplantae; Streptophyta; Zygnematophyceae; Desmidiales; Closteriaceae
Source: the annotation of a GenBank genome assembly
AUGGCGCUAGAGAGCGAUCGCAGCAACAAGCGACAGAGAGUCACCUCAGACAACCGUGGGCCCACAUUUCGCAAGGAUGAAGCGGCAUUCGAGGUCGGCUCAAGCUGGCGCGUGCUGGUGCUGCGUCUGGGGGAGAGGUGCAUGGAGUUUGAUGGGCGCAUGGACCCCAUUGAGCAGAUGGACCUGUGCCUGACGGUGGUCAGCCGCAACUUCGACGCGCUCAAGGGCGAACUGCUGCCGGUGUCACUGCCAAAUGUGGACUAUGAGGAGUUUGGGGCGUCUGUGGUGGACCCUCACUCCCCUUCCUCCUUCUCUCUCCUUCGUUUCCCCCUUUGUCCUUCCUUUUUCCCCCCUGUCUUCCCACCCCCGCCCCCUCACCACCUCCAGGUGUCACUGCUAAAUGUGGACUAUGAGGAGUUUGGGGCGUCUGUGGUGGAGCACGUGAUGGCAGGCUUGCAGUCUGUGUCGGCAGUAGUGCCAGAGUCUGAGGUGUUGCAAGUUUUGUCUCUUCUGGUCGACACCGCCACCUCGCACCUCGACCCGACAGCUGGCGGAAAUCCAAACUGGCAGCCGCGGGCGGACUUCUUUGUCUUUUGUGUGCUUGCCUGCCUCCCCUUUGCCGCUCAGGACUGGCAGGAGUCACACUCGGACGAGCUAGCCAGUGUGCUAGCAGCAGUGCAGGGUUACAUGGAAGCCCGCUCGCCCCUCAUCUUCCCCGCACUCGCAGUCUUCGAGCCUCAGCCCAAUGACACCACGCCGUCACAGGACUAUCUGGAGGAGUUAUGGGAUCGCAUCAAGGCAUGCAAGGAAGAUUCGUGGAAGGCGGAGAGUGGUAGGCAAACUCAAAGCGCCUCUGUUUUCUCUCUGCCAUUGUGUAAAGCUCUUACAAAAAGGGCCAUUUCCCUCGUCCCCACGUGGCAGUCAAGGAAAGGCUCUCCUCCUCCAUGCGCCACCCCAUUGGCCUCUUCACUCCCCCGCCGCCGCCCCCCCGCUGCCGCCCCUCUCGACGCCGAUGCUGAAAUGGACGAGGGCGACGACGAGCACAAGCAGACAAGAGCCGCCGCCCGGCAGCGGUUCGAGGCGCUGCAGCAGUUCCCACCCCGGAUUGGCCGGCUGAAGCUGUUUCCGCCAGCCAAGACAGACGCUACGAUGUCACCCAUCGACCGCUUUGUGGUGCAGGAGUAUCUCCUCGACGUGCUCUUCUACAUGAACGGCAGUCGCAAGGAGUGUGCGAGCUACCUGGUGGGCCUGCCUGUGCCCUUCCGCUACGAAUACGUCAUGGCAGAAACCGUCUUUUCCCAGUUGCUGCUGCUUCCCCGGCCGCCCUUCCGUCCCAUCUACUACACAAUAGUCCUCGUUGACCUCUGCAAGGCUCUCCCCGGCGCCUUCCCAGCGGUGCUGGCAGGGGCAGUGAGGGCUCUCUUCUCCCGGGCGGCGAUCAUGGACGUGGAGUGCAGGACACGUGUCAUCCAGUGGUUGGCCCAUCACCUGUCCAACUUUGCGUUUGUGUGGCCGUGGGCGGCGUGGGCGGCAGUGGCACGGCAGCCGGAGUGGGCCCCACAGAGAGUGUUUGUGUCUGAGGUGCUGGAGAGGGAGAUCCGCCUCUCCUACUUCGACAAGAUCAGAGAGUCCCUCGGAAGCACGGAGAUGGAGCAACUUCUUCCCCCCAAGCCCGAGCCCGUCUUCAAGUUCAAGCGCAACCGAGCCGCGGGGCCAGGGAGACUGCUGGCGCCUGCAGAGGGGGAAGGGGAGGGGGAGGGGCGCGGGGGAAAGGAAGGCACGGGGGAAGGGGAGAAGAAAGAGGGGAGAAGGCGGGGGAGGGAGAAGGGGACCACGGGGGAAAGGGGCAGUGCAGCAGUAUGGGGAGGGGUGGAUGCAGCAGCGGUGGAGGUGGCUGAAGAGCUGAUAGUGAUGGUGAGGACGAAGCGGGCAGGCAAGGAGGUGGCGGCGUGGGUGGAGGAGCAGGCCGUGGGCAAGGUGGGCGGGGACAAGGGCAGGGCGCUGGACGUGGUGGCACAGACGCUGCUGGUGCUGGGGUCCAAGAGUAUCACGCACGCUUUGACUGUGCUGGAGAGAUACGGACUCGCGCUGCAACUGCUGGCGCCUGAUCAGCCCUCGCAGGUGCAGCUGCUGCACAGCAUAUGGGCCGUGUGGGCCAACGCGCCCCAGAUGGCAGCAGUGGUGGUGGAUCGCUGCCUGGGCUUCCGCCUCAUCUCACCGCUUGCCCUGCUCGAGUGGUGCUUCCUGUCUGCACACUACGAGCUCUACCACACGUCUGAGCGGAUCUGGGAGAUCCUCCGCACCGCCAUCUCGAAAGCCACCAACCGCCUGCGCCACGUCAGCGCUGAGGUGGCGGCGCUGGAGAGGGCGUCGGCAGUGGCAGCGGCAGCUGCCAGCAAGGCGCGCAGCGAAUGGGAGGCUGCCACGUUGGCAGUGGAGGAGGCUGAGGGAACGGAGGCGAAAACGCAGGCUGCAGCCAAAGAUGAAUGGGCCAAGCAUUGGAGCAGCAAGUCACAGGAGGAGGCGGAGGCAGCAGCAGCAGCAGUGGAGGGCAAAGAGAGGAUGAGGCGAGAGGCCGAGGAGGAGGAGCAGGCUCUGUUCAUUGCUCUGCUUCUUCAUUUCGCCACGGCGGUCAGCAACAGGCGGGCUGCUGUAGCGGAGGCAGCAGCGAGGGAGGAGGAAGAGGAGGAGGCGAGGAGGGUGGAGGAGGAGCGGAUGGAGGAGGAUGAGGGGGACGAUGCUGGGAUGGAUGGGGAGGAGGGCGGCGAUGGGGGCAGCGACAGGUGA